AAAGGCCAAAGCAAAAAGGGGUUCUAAACAUAAAUUAUAUGCAUCAAGUGAUAACAAAGAAACACAUGAUGCUAAACGCCGUAAAGAUAAAAGUGGAACAAGGACAUUUGUAGUGUUAGCUGAGUCGGUAUAUCCUAGUGAAGUUCCAUGA
Messenger RNA from Dentiscutata erythropus, 151 nucleotides. The record is from the annotation of a GenBank genome assembly. Lineage: Eukaryota; Fungi; Glomeromycota; Glomeromycetes; Diversisporales; Gigasporaceae.